This is a messenger RNA of Solanum pennellii, 1750 nucleotides long. RefSeq names its product probable polyamine transporter At1g31830. Gene Ontology annotation, molecular function: transmembrane transporter activity. Gene Ontology annotation, biological process: transmembrane transport. The record is from RefSeq and is a predicted model, not a curated record. Bases 10 to 1575 code for a protein of 521 amino acids. Lineage: Eukaryota; Viridiplantae; Streptophyta; Magnoliopsida; Solanales; Solanaceae. Gene Ontology annotation, cellular component: membrane. The transcript has 2 exons.
UUUUUAAAUAUGACAAUAAAAUCAGAAACAAAAUCCUCCAUUGAAGUAGCUGAAAAAAAAACAUCUGCUCUUUCUUCCCCUACAACAGCACAAAAUGAUAAAUUUGUGCAGAAUGGUGAUGAUCAGAAAGUAAGGGACUUACCUCAAAAAGAAGCUGCAAUUCCAAUGGGAGAGUGUAAUAAUGCAGAAUACAUAGAGAUUAAUGAAGUUGUUUCUUCUUCAAGAGCAAAUAAUGAUAGGAAAGUUUCACUAUUGCCUUUGGUUUUUCUCAUUUUCUAUGAAGUAUCAGGUGGACCAUUUGGUGUUGAAGACACUGUACACGCAGCUGGUCCACUUCUUGCACUUGUUGGUUUCUUGGUUUUCCCAAUUAUAUGGAGUGUACCUGAGGCACUUAUAACAGCUGAAUUAGGCACCAUGUUCCCCGAAAAUAGCGGAUAUGUUGUUUGGGUUUCAUCUGCAUUAGGUCCAUACUGGGGCUUUCAACAAGGUUGGGUGAAAUGGUUGAGUGGAGUGAUCGAUAACGCUCUUUACCCCGUCUUGUUUCUUGAUUAUCUGAAAUCAGGAGUUCCUGCAUUAGGUGGUGGACUUCCUCGCGUUCUCGCGGUCAUAGGCAUUACUUUGGUACUUACUUACAUGAACUAUAGAGGUUUAACUAUUGUUGGAUGGGUUGCUGUUCUGCUCGGGGUAUUGUCGAUUCUUCCUUUUGUUGUUAUGGGGUUGAUCUCGAUUCCAAAACUAAGGCCCACGAGGUGGUUGGUGACGGAUGUGCACAGUGUGGAUUGGAAUUUGUAUCUGAAUACUCUCUUUUGGAACCUGAAUUAUUGGGACUCUAUAAGUACUCUAGUAGGAGAAGUGCAUAACCCGAAGAAAACUCUGCCUAAAGCUCUGUUUUAUGCUGUGAUUCUAGUCGUUUUAUCGUACUUUUUCCCUCUGUUAGUUGGUAUCGGAGCUGUUCCACUCGAGCGUGACCUGUGGACAGAUGGCUAUUUCUCAGAUAUUGCGAAAAUACUUGGUGGAGUGUGGCUACGAUGGUGGAUUCAAGGGGCUGCUGCAUUGUCAAACAUGGGGACAUUUGUAGCGGAAAUGAGCAGCGACUCAUUUCAGCUACUCGGUAUGGCUGAGAGAGGGAUGCUACCCGAGUUCUUUGCCAAGAGAUCACGUCAUGGAACACCUCUAGUCGGGAUCCUCCUCUCAGCUUCAGGUGUGCUUUUACUUUCAUGGAUGAGCUUUCAAGAGAUUGUAGCUGCAGAAAACUUCUUGUAUUGCUUUGGAAUGAUCUUGGAAUUCAUAGCAUUCGUACGAUUAAGGAUAAAGUUCCCAAAUGCAUCGCGCCCUUUCAAGAUACCUGGUGGAACAGUCGGAGCCAUUGUACUGUGUAUUCCUCCAACCAUACUCGUUGGUAUUGUUUUAGCGUUUUCAACGGUUAAAGUCAUGAUAAUAAGCCUUGCUGCUAUUGCAAUCGGGUUGGUUAUGCAGCCAUGUCUUAAACACAUUGAGAAGAAGAAAUGGUUGAAGUUCUCCAUUAGUCCUGACCUUCCUGAUAUUCAUCGCGAUAAUGGAACAUUAGUUCAUUGAUUUUGUUUAGACAAAUAGACAAUGAUAUGGUUUCUCUUUUUUAUGAUCCAUGAAAAGCUAUGAAAAGUUGAUGUAUGGAAAUGUUCACACCUUCAAUUAUGAUCUCUUUUUACUUUUUUUUUUUGACGACAAUAUGAUGUUGGCAAAAUUUGAAAUCCAGACCUUGGGGUUGAAA